CACACGAAAACACUUAGAAUCAACCUCAAAUCGUAUUCGAAUUUAAUUCCACGGUGUAUAUUAAAACUUUUUAAUAACUCCAAUAAUUUGAGUGCAAAGAAAAGGAACAUAAACAUUUUUUUUUAUUGAGUGCGAUCGGUGUUUGCAUACUUCUAGUCGUUGAAAAAACAGCAGUUUACUCAUUUUUAUUAAGACUUUUGACUGAUUACCAAAGAUUUGGACAAUUCAUUUGACCGAAAUUAAAAAAAAAACAAGACUUUUAAGUAAAAAAAAAUUUCUAUGAAAAAUUUCACGUAUUGAAAGUUAAGACAAUUGAAUAUGAGAUAUUAAAUUGUGUUUGAUUAAGCAAUGCUAUAACGUUUUACUGCCCUGCGCUGCAUUAAAAUAUUCAUCAACAUCGAAAUAUUAAAAAAAUAAGGUGAAAUUGAUACGUGGAUGAAAUAAAGUUUUUUAUUGUUUUGGUAUUGAUCGCACCUUGCUUCAUAGUUCACAUUGCGUAACCAUAACAAAGAAAUAUAAAAAAAAUUCGACAGUCUCGUAAAGUCGCUUAUUGAAAUACAUUUUCAAUUAAAUAACGCAUCCGUACGCGGCGAUCUGAUCGUUUGAAGGAAAAAAAAACGAAAACACGCGCAAUUCGACGGGAUCAAAGUACAUAAUCAAGGAGCGAACAAACAAGAAACGAGAACGACGACGACUCCAUACACAGCAUUUGUUUAACGUUUCAUCAAUAAAUACGCUGUACACGAGGUCGGUGCGUUUUUAUCGCUUUUCUAAACAACGGAAAACGAACGAACAAAAAAAAACCAUAUCGAAAAUCUACGAAUAACUAAGAUUGAAAGUAGACGCACAUAUAUACAAAAAUGGCAUCGACAUUGUUCGUGAACUGCGGUACAAAAGUCCGUUCGGUUAUUGGCCACCUAUCGCCAUUGUCUCAACAAAUGAAUGCUUCUAGAAUAUUUCAAGCGAAUUAUCAACGCAUCAAGAAAACGAAUGUUGCACAUAAAUACUCGACCACCACAACAUUAUCAUCGAAUGACAAUAAUAAUUCGACCGCGACUGUGAAUGGUAAAGGGAAUGAAACAAACCAAAAAUCAAAAUCAAAAUCAUCGGCCAUCAAAUCAAUUCCGGAUAGUGAAAUCAAAAAAUCCGUUUUCAUUUCGCAAUCGAAUGAUAUUUUCACAAAUUUAGCACUUGAAGAUUGGUUCUAUCGUAAUUUUGAUUUAACAAAUCAUCAUGUUUUAAUGCUUUGCUCGAACGAUCCGUGUGUUGUUAUUGGCCGACAUCAGAAUCCAUUCAAUGAGACAAAUGUAUCGAAUAUACAAAAGGCGGGCAUUGCAUUGGCACGCCGAAAUAGUGGCGGCGGUACUGUAUAUCAUGAUGGGGGCAAUUUGAACAUGACUUUCUUUACGCCACGCGAACGAUACAAUCGCACAUACAAUUUGAAUAUUAUAACGCGUGCAUUGUUUCGGGAAUGGGGCAUCAAAGCUGAUAUAUCAACACGCGACGAUAUUGUAAUCAACGACAAAAAGAUAUCUGGAACGGCUGCAAAAUUGGGACAACCAAAUUCUUAUCAUCACUGUUCGUUGCUUGUCGACAGCAAUAAAAAUCACAUCCGAGAUGCUCUUGCUAAGGAUGAGGCUGAUAUUGUGACAAAAGCAACACCAUCCGUACGAUCACCAGUUAAGAAUUUAGUCGAUGUUAAUCGUCACGUGAAUUUUCCGCAGCUUCUGUCUGCUAUUGGAUAUGAAUUUCUUCGAACAUCUGCAACGGAAUUGCAUGAUGGUGGACGACAUUUGAUGAUGAAACAACGUGGAUUCCAAUUGAUCAAUCCAACUGAAAAAUGGUUUCCCGGCUUGAUGGAAAUUCGCGACAGUUUUAUGAGCUGGGAUUGGUGCUAUGGAAAAACGCCAAAGUUCACCGUUCAAAAGGAUCUACAAUUGAAAUCGGACGAAAAAGAUCACAACGUUCAAUUGAGUGUUUCCGUUAAUGCGGGACUCAUUGAAGACAUUACGUUGAAUGUACCGAACUAUGAUUCGAUUCCGGUCGUUACGACGCUCAAGGGAACACCAUAUUCGGAAGAGCAUCUAAACAACAUUGUUAUGGCAUUGAAAGGUGUCAGCAGUGAUAAUGUUGAACACGCCAUGAACCACUCCCUUUAAAAUCAAGACAUUUUACUUGCAAUUAUAUUUUACACGUAUCAAUUCUAAACACUACACUAAAUAAAACUCUCAUUUUUAUCACACUAU
Messenger RNA from Contarinia nasturtii (swede midge), 2246 nucleotides. It is a transcript of the gene Lipt1, whose product is annotated as lipoyltransferase 1, mitochondrial. The record is from RefSeq and is a predicted model, not a curated record. Gene Ontology annotation, molecular function: lipoyltransferase activity. Lineage: Eukaryota; Metazoa; Arthropoda; Insecta; Diptera; Cecidomyiidae. Gene Ontology annotation, biological process: protein lipoylation. Bases 861 to 2159 code for a protein of 432 amino acids. Gene Ontology annotation, cellular component: mitochondrion; cytoplasm. The transcript is spliced from 5 exons.